AAAGAGGACAUGGUGAAAGAGGAGGACGUGGUGGAAGAGGAGGAGGAGGUGGUGAAGGAGGUGGAGGUGGAGAACGACGGCGACAAGGAAGGGGAAGAGCAAGGGCACGAAGACAGUCAGUCUCGGAUGAAAUUCGAGCCACUUUAGUUGACCAUGUCCUUGUCCAUGGGAUGACUAUGAGGGAGGCUGGGCAACGAGUACAACCAAAUUUGAGUCGCUUCACUGUUGCCUCCAUCAUCAGAACCUUCAGGGAGGAAAACAGGACACAGAGACGACCACCUGGUGGAGGCAGGUUAAGGCUUUUGUCGGAGGAGCAAGAGAGGGAACUUGUAAACAUGGUAAUUGCAAAUAAUGUAAUCCGCCUGCAAGAGAUUCAAAGGAGAGUGAUUGAGGAUGAUCAUCUUUUUCGAGGCAUAAAUGCCAUCAGCCUCUCCACAAUUGACCGCAUCCUCCGAAAGAAUCAAUUCCGGAUGAAACAGGCAUACCGAGUCCCUUUCGAACGAAACUCUGACAGAGUGAAAAACCAACGUGUGGAAUAUGUUCAGAGAAUCUUUGAGAUUGAAGGACGGCCUGUUCCCCAUGAAAUGAUCUUUGUGGAUGAGGCAGGUUUUAACCUGACCAAAAGAAGGAAAAGGGGGAGGAACAUAAUUGGCCAUCGGGCUAUUGUAAAUGUCCCUGGUCAGCGUGGGGGGAAUGUCACUAUGUGCGCAGCCAUCAGCCAACGAGGGGUACUCCACCGCCAUGCCGUACUAGGACCCUAUAACACUAUGCUUCUCCUUGCUUUUCUUGAUGGUUUAAGACAACAUAUGUUCCAGCUGGACUACAGGGAACCAGCACAGCCAGAGCAGCCUCACUACGUUGUUGUGUGGGAUAACGUCAGCUUCCAUCGCGCUGCUCUGGUUCGUGACUGGUUUACCAAUAACCCAAGGUUUUCUAAUAUCUUUCUGCCUGCAUACUCCCCCUUUCUAAACCCGAUAGAGGAGUUAUUUUCGGCAUGGCGGUGGAAAGUGUAUGACCGAGAACCUUAUGUCCGUGUUCACCUCCUUCAGGCCAUGGAAGAGGCCUGCCUAGACAUAUCAGUAGAUGCAUGCCAGGGGUGGAUCAGGCAUGCAAGAGGAUUUUACCCCCGCUGCCUGGCUGGGGCCAAUAUAGCCUGUGAUGUGGAUGAGAUUCUCUGGCCUGACCCAGACCAAAGACAAGAUGCUGUGGUGGGAUAAUGUUUCUGGUGUGUGUUGUACUGUAUAGUACAUGAAUGACAAUGUGCCACUGUACAUACAUUGGUUGCGUCUUUUGUGUUUAUCAUGUGACAAGGGUUUUGAAGGGGAGAACCAUAAGCAACCUAAUUGUUUUGGAACUAUUGUUUUGAAUUAAUUGUACCAGUGUGCAAAACUCUGUUGUAGUGUGUGUGUUUUUGAGGGCUUGUGUUUGAUGUCUGAGGGCAAAGUUCGGUUUUUCAGCAGGAGUGAAUAGUUUUGGGUGUAGAGCUUCAUUUUGACCUGGAAAUAGGAUGUUUGGGGAAUUGAGUGAGAUGUUAUGGAUUUGUGUUUACUGUUGUGCGGAUAUGAGGCGUAGUUUCAAGAAAUGUGUUUUAGCAAUCGAGAAAAACUGUAAUA
This is a messenger RNA of Oreochromis niloticus (Nile tilapia), 1613 nucleotides long. RefSeq lists its product as uncharacterized. Bases 171 to 1217 code for a protein of 348 amino acids. The record is from RefSeq and is a predicted model, not a curated record. NCBI's taxonomy places the organism in Eukaryota, Metazoa, Chordata, Actinopteri, Cichliformes, Cichlidae. Gene Ontology annotation, molecular function: nucleic acid binding. The transcript has 3 exons.